UAAUAGCUCGGUAUGUUGACUACCUCCACAAAACCCUGUGUCUGAGUUCCGAAGUGAACAGACACUAACUGUUUUCUUUGCAGUUGCAGUUGCUGCAAUGCCUACAAAGCUAUUCUCCCAACUACGUCUUCUCCAUCCCCUCCUCCCCAUGAAGCCCCGCACUCUCCCCCUUCUCUCCAGACCCUUCUUCUUCCCUUCCUCCAAGUUCCUCCGAACCUCACCGUUUAAGGUUCGCGCCUUCUCCUCCCGGGAGAAGGUUCCCCUCCGCCCCUCCAAGAGCCUCAUCGACGACGAGGCCGACCUCAGCAACUGGGUUGACGAAUUGCGCUCCGGCGGGCCCGAUGAAAUGCGGUCUGGCCGGGGCAAUGAAGUGCGGACCGGUCGGAGAGACCGGUUUGCCGAUUCUGGCCGGUUCAGCCGCGAUGACAGGGAACGCGAAUUCCGGCCGCCGAGGAAUAAUAACCGGGCUUCCGCGUUGGGGAAGAGAAGGGGCGAGGAUUUGAGGAAGGGGGGACAGAGUGUCGGUUCGAGGAGAAAGUUUCAACCGAGGAGUGAUGAUGAUGAUAACGAGGUAAUGAAUGGAAGAAAGUUGAAGGGUGGUGGCGUUGGAGCCUUUCCUAGCGAGGAUGAGGAUGAAGAUGAAGACGAAGAGAGUGAAGGGAGUGAGGAGGAAGAGAUAUUGAACAAGAGUAGAACCGCUUUGUUUGGUCAACAAAACGUUUUGAACCGGAGGAACACCGAACCAACUCCAAGACCUUCUUCUCCUGGAGGAGGAUCUGAUUCUUAUUUGAGUGAAACCAGAUUUGACCAAUGUUCAAUCUCCCCACUGUCAUUAAAAGGAGUCAAGGAUGCUGGAUAUGAGAAAAUGACGGUUGUUCAGGAGGCUACUCUUCCAGUAAUUCUCAAAGGUAAGGAUGUCCUUGCCAAGGCCAAGACAGGCACCGGAAAAACAGUAGCCUUUUUGCUUCCAUCAAUUGAAGUUGUGGCAAAGUCACCUCCAAGUGAUCGUGAUCAUAGGCGGCCACCAAUUGCUGUUCUUGUCAUAUGCCCAACUCGAGAACUUGCAAGCCAAGCUGCUGCAGAGGCCACUAAACUGCUGAAGUAUCAUCCUACCAUUGGUGUUCAAGUUGUGAUUGGAGGGACAAGACUUGCGUUAGAGCAGAAACGAAUGCAAGCAAACCCCUGCCAAAUCCUUGUUGCCACACCUGGAAGGCUUAGAGAUCAUACUGAGAAUACUGCUGGUUUUGCAACUAGGCUGAUGGGUGUGAAGGUCUUGGUGCUUGAUGAAGCUGAUCAUUUACUAGACAUGGGAUUUCGCAAAGACAUUGAGAAGAUAAUUGCUGCGGUCCCUAAACAACGACAAACUCUUAUGUUUUCUGCCACUGUUCCAGAAGAGGUCCGUCAAGUAUGUCAUAUUGCUUUGAGAAGGGAUCAUGAAUUUAUCAAUACAGUUCAAGAGGGAACCGAGGAGACACAUUCACAGGUCUGCCAGACGCAUUUAGUUGCCCCAUUGGACAAGCAUUUCUCUUUACUAUAUGUUCUUCUGAAGGACCACAUUGCAGAUGAUGUUGAUUACAAGGUCCUUGUUUUCUGCACAACUGCUAUGGUCACUAGACUUGUUGCUGAACUUCUUGGUGAGUUGAACUUGAAUGUGAGAGAAAUCCAUUCAAGAAAGCCUCAGAGUUACAGAACCAGAGUCUCUGAGGAAUUUCGGAAGUCAAAGGGUCUCAUCCUGGUUACUUCAGAUGUAUCUGCACGUGGAGUUGAUUAUCCAGAUGUCACUCUUGUUAUACAGGUUGGUUUGCCAGCAGAUAGAGAACAGUAUAUACAUAGACUCGGUAGAACAGGGCGAAGAGGGAAAGAAGGGCAGGGCAUACUGCUGCUGGCUCCUUGGGAAGACUUCUUUUUAUCUACCGUAAAAGAUUUGCCUAUUGAGAAAGCUCCUGUAGUACCUUCAGUUGAUCCUGACACCAAGAAAAAGGUGGAAAAAGCCCUAUCCAAUGUGGAGAUGAAGAAUAAAGAAGCAGCAUAUCAGGCAUGGCUUGGUUACUACAAUUCCAACAAAAAAGUGGGGCGUGACAAGUACAGGCUAGUGGAGCUUGCAAACGAGUUUAGUCGAAGCAUGGGGCUUGAUAACCCUCCAGCUAUACCUAAGCUAGUCCUUGGCAAGAUGGGCCUCAGGAAUAUCCCUGGUUUACGUGCAAAAUAGGUUAUUCUUUCAAUUCAAUUUCUGACAGGUCAUGUGAAAUAUGUAUUGUUUUUUAGUUAAAAUGGUGCCUUAUAUUGUAAGACUUGAGACAUCAAAUUUUCAAUUAUAUAUACAUCCAUUUUUUGUUUAUCUUCUGCUAUACCGAACUCAUUGCCUGGCAAUUGUAGUUCCAGAUUAAUUUAAUUAUAUCA
Molecule: messenger RNA, 2400 nt
Organism: Glycine soja
Lineage: Eukaryota; Viridiplantae; Streptophyta; Magnoliopsida; Fabales; Fabaceae
Product: DEAD-box ATP-dependent RNA helicase 31-like
Exons: 10
Coding region: 98-2209 (703 amino acids)
Cellular component (GO): chloroplast
Molecular function (GO): ATP binding; RNA helicase activity; nucleic acid binding
Source: RefSeq, a predicted model, not a curated record